UGACAUGGACAUCUUAGGAGAAAGCAACAGUCAUGAAACGCUUGCUAUUAAAGUCAGACCAGUGACUCAUGAUGUAGUCAGUGGUAUUCAAGAGGAGACAUAUGAACAGUUUCUGAAGAGGAAGCAAAAAAGCUCUGAAAGACAAGCUGCCUACAGGUUCCAAUACAGUAAACCAAAAUACUACCUCUUCUACAACAACGGAGCACGAAGGAGUAAAUUAGGAUACAAGAGAGCAUAUUACCUAGACAACCAAGGUGUAAGCAAAUUCCUGUUUCCAGAUAAAUGGUCAAAAAUGGGCUCAGCAGCAUGGGUAAAGUAUCAACUUGCGGUCACAAGACGCCACGAUGACGAGGAUACAAGUACAACACCUUACAACGCUUUUGACCAGGUGGAUCCCGUUCUGAAUUUCGAUUCCUAUAUUUUCGAUGAUGAAAAUAUAACAGACAAGGAUCUGGUCGCCUGGGUUACUGUUGGCAUGCAACAUCUUCCCAACUCUGCGACAGAUGUCCCUGUUACAACAACAUCUGGAAAUACAAUUAGUUUCUACUUAAAACCGUUCAACUUUUUUGACGAAGACCCAUCUACCUCAUAGUAUGAUAAUGUUUUUAUAACACCUGGAGAAAAUGGUGAAGCUGUUGUUGAAGAGAAUGAAAAUAAUGCAAAGGAAAGCUGCUCACAUCCUAAUGAUGAUCCAAACUUUGUUGGAGAAUAUUGG
Messenger RNA from Owenia fusiformis, 715 nucleotides. NCBI's taxonomy places the organism in Eukaryota, Metazoa, Annelida, Polychaeta, Sabellida, Oweniidae. The record is from the annotation of a GenBank genome assembly.